AUGAGGGCCUGGAGCCUCCUCCUCCUGGUGGCCCUCCUGGCUUUGGAGAGCCAGCUGCCUGCUGCCUCUGGCAGGAGGAAGAAAGAGAAGAACGGGGGGUGUCCACCGGACGAUGGGCCCUGUCUCCUACCGGUGCCUGACCAAUGCGUAGAUGACAGCCAGUGCCCCACAAGGAUGAAGUGCUGCCGCAGAAGCUGCUUCCGCCAGUGUGUCCGUAAGGUCGCAGUGAAGCAGGGCACCUGCCCUGAGGACCGACUGCACUGCCUCAGCCCAAUUCAGCACCUGUGCCACCAGGACUCGGACUGCCAGGGCCCAAGCCGAUGCUGCCUCAGCGCCUGUGGCCGGGACUGCCGGAACCCUGUCAGAGGUGUGGCUCCUACUAAUUCUGGUUGA
Molossus molossus (Pallas's mastiff bat) is the source of this 393-nucleotide messenger RNA. RefSeq names its product WAP four-disulfide core domain 5 (gene WFDC5). The coding region runs from base 1 to 393 and encodes 130 amino acids. The transcript is spliced from 4 exons. NCBI's taxonomy places the organism in Eukaryota, Metazoa, Chordata, Mammalia, Chiroptera, Molossidae. The record is from RefSeq and is a predicted model, not a curated record. Gene Ontology annotation, molecular function: peptidase inhibitor activity. Gene Ontology annotation, cellular component: extracellular region.